Cynara cardunculus var. scolymus (artichoke) is the source of this 947-nucleotide messenger RNA. Its product is annotated as zinc finger protein 10-like. The transcript has a single exon. NCBI's taxonomy places the organism in Eukaryota, Viridiplantae, Streptophyta, Magnoliopsida, Asterales, Asteraceae. Bases 107 to 694 code for a protein of 195 amino acids. The record is from RefSeq and is a predicted model, not a curated record.
UAUGACUAUCCUUUUAAGCAGAAAGUAAAAUUGACCACUGUCUUAGACAUAUAUUUCUCUCAACUUCAAACAAGUUUGAAAAUCUGAAAAGUUGUAAGAUAUAUCAAUGGAGCAAUACUCACAGUAUUUGAUGUGGGUGAAGAGCAAGAACAGUAUCCUCAAGAACUCAUUUAGCCACUCAUGGGAAGAACAAGCUUUCGCUGAGGAUGCUCGAGGUCCCCUAGGUGGAUUCGUAUGGCCUCCCAGAUCUUAUUCUUGUAGCUUCUGUAGAAGAGAGUUCAGGUCAGCUCAAGCCCUAGGUGGUCAUAUGAAUGUUCACAGGAGGGAGAGAGCUAAACUUAAGCAGUCUCUAAAUGGUACACAACAAAACCCUAAUAGCCAGCAGGGUUUCUCUAAAUCUUUAUUGGAAUCUUCGAACCCUAGUUUCUUCCCUUCACCUGUUUCGUCUUCUAUGGUUUCUUCAAUACCAAUAUUAUGUCAAGAAAAUACCACCGUCGGUAGCCCUUCAGAUGCAAAGAGUUGUGUUUGUGAUGAAGUUUUGGUACUUGGACCUGUUGAAACAAAUUUGUAUUUAGGGUUUGAUGGUUGUGACGUUGAAGUUAUGAACUGCAAGAGGCAAAAGACCGUGGUUUCGCCACUGUUCAUGGGCUCCAUGGAAGAUCAGGUGGAUCUUGAGCUGAGGUUAGCUAGAUGAAUUCUCCAACAAGGAAAGUAAUACAAUUAAUCCAUGCAUACUUUCUUUGCCCACAAGUUAAUGACGCAGAAAUUUGACAAUCUUGAAUCUUUUUCUGUUUCUUAUGUUAACCAUUUGAUGAUCUUUUUCUUGUCAAUUACUUUGAUUAUUAAUUAGAAUGACAAAGUUAAUGAAACAAUUGUAUUCGUUAACCAUCAUCAAUUUACAGGGGUACCUUGAAUGUACAUAUAUAGCUAUAAUAGUGUUUUUCUUA